AUGGCGGAGAUGGGCUAUUUCUUGGCGUUAGCUGCGCUUUCCAGCCUCCUCUGGGUCGGAUCAGCAUUCCAACCCUUGGUGUAUUGGUCCAUACACCCCGGGCACCGAUACGGAUUUGUGUCAAAUGAGAUCACGGCUGACUUUGAGGAAUGCAGCGCCGCAUGCGCCCAGGACAAGCCGUCAUUCCGGUGCCACGCCUUCAACUUCAAGGAGACGGAUGGCACCUGCCAGUUGGUUUACGAGGGAGGCGGCGAGCUCGUCCCUGAAAACGGGUUCCAAGCUUUUGUCAAA
Messenger RNA from Darwinula stevensoni, 291 nucleotides. NCBI's taxonomy places the organism in Eukaryota, Metazoa, Arthropoda, Ostracoda, Podocopida, Darwinulidae. The record is from the annotation of a GenBank genome assembly.